Vespa crabro (European hornet) is the source of this 2130-nucleotide messenger RNA. Its product is annotated as reticulon-4-interacting protein 1, mitochondrial-like. Gene Ontology annotation, cellular component: mitochondrion. NCBI's taxonomy places the organism in Eukaryota, Metazoa, Arthropoda, Insecta, Hymenoptera, Vespidae. The record is from RefSeq and is a predicted model, not a curated record. Bases 686 to 2125 code for a protein of 479 amino acids. The transcript is spliced from 8 exons. Gene Ontology annotation, molecular function: oxidoreductase activity.
AAGAAUGAUAUAAAUAUGAGAAAUUAAGAUAAUGUCAGUCUAUUAACGCUACUUACUUUAAUCUAUAAGAAAACAAUCGUUCUUUAUGCGUGAGGGGAAUAUAAUAAAUAAACUUAUAUUAUAUCGAUAAGAUAAACGCAUGACGGUAACAGCGUUCCCUGCUCGCGUUUGUAGUUCAUAUUUUGUCCGUAAAUGUCGCUGAAGUCAUACACGUUUCAAAAAAGAUUUCAGACAACAUGAAUAAUUUUAAAAAUGGAGAUGGUAAACCAUGUGAUACUGUUGCACAAUAAUCCUUACAUCAUAAUCAAAAACAUUAGUCUACGCGCCGAUGUUUCCUGACAUUAACCUUAUAAAAGUUUAAUAGCUCGAAUGAUUCAUUUAAAUAAAUUGUUUUAAAUUCAUUUAUUAUAUAUUUUCUUUUUUUUAUCUUUUUUUUCUUUCUUUUUCUAUUUUUACGGAAACUUAAAUGUUUAAUACAUUAACAUAGAUUAUACAAUUAGCAACGAAUAUGAAAGUAUUACAUUUUAAAACAGAUUCUUGAUAUCUAUUUCGAGUUAUAUGCAGUGCGUUAAUCGUUUAUUUAUAUCACAUUGGUGUAACACUUUACCCGUCGAUCUACAACUAUGUUUAAACGUAGAUUAAAAACUAGAAAUUUCCUAAUUUUGUGUUAAAUAAGCUCGAAAUUAUGGACGAAAUAUCUUUUCGCAUAUCAAAUCAUCUAGAAAGAUUACAGGUUCAAACAUCUUUAGUGAUUCAACAAGGACAACAAUGGAUUUCUACGUUCUUAACACAUUGUCAAAGAUACAUUCAAGAAUUAUAUAGAGACCAACAUGUACAGCAAAUAAAAGAUAUCAUACACAAUCUGAUAAUAUAUAUUCAAAAAUAUUGGGAACAGUUACGUUUUCAAUAUUAUUCUAUUCAUGUUAAUUCUACACAAUUUUAUCGACGACUAGUAGGAAUAUUAAAUAAUGAAGUCACACGAAGAGAGAUUAUAUUUUGUCUAGCAGGCAUAACUAUAGGUACAUUAAUAGGUUAUAGCAUAGGCAGGAAUUGGAUUUAUUAUUCCCACCAUAUGCACCAUAUAAAAGCUAUUAUAUGUCAUCAUUAUAUUGGUAUCGAGGGUGUUUCAAUGAUAGAUGAUGCAGAGAUGCCAAUGAUUAAAAAAUCUAAUGACUUACUGAUACAAGUUAAAGCUGCUUCAGUCAAUGUCGUUGACACAAAAAUAUGUUCUGGUUAUUCGAAAACUUAUAGAAGACUUCUAAAUUCUGGAAGGUACAAAGAAAUUCCAGUAAUAUUAGGUAGGGAUUGUUCAGGUAUAGUUAUAGACAUUGGACAAAGAGUUAUUAAUUUUGAUAUUGGUGAUGAAGUAUUUCUUGCUGUACCUUCAUGGGCACCUGGUACAAUGGCAGAAUAUAUAGUUGUGCCAGAAAGCCAAGCAGUUAAACGGCCUAAACGAUGUACUUAUGAAAUAGCUGCUAGCAUUCCUUAUAGUGGUUGCAUGGCAUGGGAUGCUUUAGUUAAUAAAUCUGUUAUUAAAGAAGGCAAUGCAAAAGGACAAAGAGUACUUAUAUAUGGAGGAAAUACUCCAGUUGGAUGUAUUUUAAUUCAACUUGUAAAAUUAUGGGGUGGUCAUGUAGUAACAGUAUCUAGAAAAAAUGCUGUACCUGUAAUGAGAGCUUUAGGUGCUGAUGAAGUUUUAUUAUUAGACGAAUUAAAUAUUGAGAAGGAGUUAGAAUUGCAUGAAAAAUAUAAUGCAAUUUUUUAUACCUGUGGUCCAUCAACGGAAUCUCAUGUAUUAAAGAAAUAUUUACAUCCUUAUGGUUCUUAUGUGACAACAAUGCCUGAACAUUUAACAUCAGAUUCAUUGGGAUUUAUAUCAGGAAGUAUAUUUGCUGGAUGUGUACGCAUUAAAUUAUUGGUGCAGUAUAUAUUUGGUUGUAAUAUACAUCAAUGGAAAGAAGGUUCCAAAAUAAAAGCAGAAUACUUACAAGCAUUAUCAGAAUUAACUGAUGCAGAUGAAAUACAGCCUGUUGUUGAUAGAGUUUAUGCACCUCAUAAUAUCGAAGAAGCAUUACAUCAUAUAUUAGAUCCAGAAGCUAUUGGAAGUACAAUCAUUAAAUUUUAAAAAUA